CGCGCUAGCGGCUGGCGCCCUUGAAAGGGAACGGCCAUGAGCGGGAAUGGCGGCAACAGGGCCCUGGAGCUGCUGCGCUCGCUGCCCAGGGUCAGCCUGGCCAACUUGAGACCCAACCCCGGCUCCAGAAAGCGGGAAAGAAGACGUGGCCGUGGAAGAUACGGAGGUAGGAAGUGUGGCCGAGGUCACAAAGGAGAAAGACAAAGAGGAAAUCGCCCCCGAUUAGGCUUUGAGGGUGGUCAGACUCCAUUUUACUUGGUCAUACCAAAAUAUGGAUUUAAUGAGGGACAUAGCCUCAGACGUCAGUAUCAACCACUCAGUCUUCAGAGGCUGCAGUACCUGAUUGAUUUGGGUAGAGUUGACCCCACACAACCAAUUGACUUAACACAGCUCAUCAAUGCCAGAGGUGUAACAGUGCAACCUCUCAAGAGGGAUUACGGUGUCCAGCUGGUGGAGGAGGGUGCUGAUAUUUUUUCAGCAAAAGUAAAUAUUGAAGUGCAGAGGGCAUCUGAGUUAGCAAUUGCAGCCAUAGAAAAAAAUGGAGGUGUUGUGACAACAUCAUUCUAUGACCCAAGGAGUUUGGGAAUUCUGUGUAAGCCAGUACUGUUUUUUCUGCGUGGCCAGCCUAUUCCGAAGCGAAUGCUUCCACCUGAAGACCUCGUACGUUACUACACAGAUGCCAGGAGCCGGGGUUACCUGGCAGAUCCAUCUAAGGUUGCAGAAGCCAGGCUUGAGCUUGCCAAGAAAUACGGCUACAUCUUACCAGACAUAACCAAGGACGAACUAUUUAAGAUGUUAAGCGCACGCAAGGAUCCUAGACAGAUAUUUUUUGGUCUUGCUCCAGGAUGGAUUGUAAACCUGACAGACAAGAAAAUUCUAAAACCAACUGAUGAGAGUCUCUUGAAAUACUAUAGCACAUGAAUUCAGGACUGGAGACAGCUGCAGGUGUUCAGGAAACAUCUGGGUAUGAAAUAAUGGAUAGAAGUGGUGUGUUGUUUGUUUGUUUUUAAGACUUCUAUUAUACUAGACGAAACAUAAAUUUUUGUUCAUGUAAUCUUCUGGUGUAGCUCUCAACUUUUUUAUUGUCAUAACACAGUGUAUCAAAAGUCUUAAAAUUGAAAACAGUAUAGAAUCUGAUAUAAAGUAUGGGUUUGGGCACUUUCUCUUGUGAUGGUUUGCCAGUGUUUUUUUCAGACAGAGGGUUUUCAUAUUGCAUUGGUUUCAGAGGAUAAUUCCAAAGUGUAGUUUGACCUAAUAAUUGGUUUAUAUUUCCCCCUUCAAUUUAAAAUCGGAAAUAUGACUGUGCAGACCUAAUAUUAGUUUUACAAUAGUAUUACGUAAAAUUAUAAGUUUUAGAAAAUGUAUCUUGACUACCUCUAAGAGGCAAACCAUCUAUUUUUGGUUGAGGAAAAAUAAAAACAGCAGGAAAUAACAAAGUUCAAAAGGUUUCAUUAACCUCUCCCAUCCCAUAGCUGUGUUUUGGAUUUUGCCAUUGCCAUCAGUAGCACUAGAGCUUGAGAGGUCUUGACUUUUGUCGUAUUUCUUCAUAUGCAGUUGAGAAAGACAGGGUGUGCAGUUUGAAGUAACUUUCUAUCUACACUUGGGGGAGGGAAAAGAUUGCUCUUAAAUCAAUGGCUUUUAUUAUUCAAACAGAAUUUAAACUUGUCCAGACAGAAUUGUAAUGUCAUUAAUAAAAAUGCAUAGGAGAAUCCAGAGUCGUUGAAUGACAGUGGCUGUAGAUUAUGAAGGAUGGGGAUGUGACGGACAAAGUACACAGUUAGGAUUCAGUUUCCAGCUUGGUUACAGGUUGCAUCUGUGACAGUGGACAAAUGAAUUUAAAUAUUAUGAGAAGGUAUGAACAAACUGUUUUUUAUGAAAAACAGUGUUUUAAUCACACCAACUUGGUACAGUCUUGAAAAAUAUUUUCCAACAAACUUUUGUUUUAUCCAUCUCUCCAGAAUACUGCAUUAUUACUAUGCAAGAAUAUUUUAGGUUUCAUACAGAAGCUUAGGAUUGGGUGUUUGGGAUGAUGAGCCAGGCAGUAAAGAUGGGUGAGAGAGGAGACCGAGUUAGCCUGUCAGAACUUGCUCUGAUUCCUUGAAAGUUAAUGAGCUGCUUCACAACUACGUGGUUUAGUGGAAGCUGAUUUGGCUUUAAAAUAGGGAUAAUUUGGUUAUUAAAAUGCAGGAAACAGUCCAGGAGAUCAGAACACGAGAAGUCGUCUUGCUUUCCAAUUUUCAUGUGCCUUUGCUUAGAGUUUCCUGUAGCUGCCGAACCAUCCUAUCUCAUAGAGGAAGUCCUCUGUGUACCAGAAUCUCCUGUUUCUCCUGUAUAACACCUGUAUUUUCUGGGAUGCCUCAGUGGGGGAGGAUUUAAAAACAAUUUUCUUUUUGUUUCAGAGAAUAAAAAGAAGUGGAUGAAUUUUUGUUGGUGUUUGUCAACCAGCCCGGAUUUUUCCUUCACUCAGCAACCUGCCUUGUCAAUUAAUAUGAGCAUCUGUAAUCACAAAACAAAAUAAAACAAGUCUUAUAUUCUCAUUCUGAUUAAAUAAUCUGAAAUCAAGAGACUAAGAAUAGAGAGUGACUAAUUUUUGACAAUUUACUCUUCAACUUCUACUGUUAAUUGUUAAUGUGUGUUUGAUGCUGUCAGUAGUGGUUGUUCUCCCGACUUGUGGUUUAUGUGUAGGUGAAACAGAGAAAAACAACAGCCAUAUAAAAUUGGAUUAUGAAUAGCAGGAAUUUGGUUUUAGUGGCAUUAACAUUCGUAUUUUAUAAGGUGCCCAGCAUUUUUUGGCACAUCAGGAAUAAUACUGUGUGCCAAAAAAAGUACAGUUGGUGUUAACUUGAAUGUGAAGUAAAUAACUUUCUCACUUUAGAUGUAUCCUGUCCUGCAUCCUGAUGAUUGUUGGUUUGGAACCUUAAAUGACAAGCAAUACUUUCUUUUUUUUAAACUUUUUUUUAAAACUUUUUUGUUAUUACAAUAACUUUACAAUAACAAUAUUACUACUGCCUCCAUUUGGGAAGGAGUUGAAGGGGGGGGAAGAGUAUUUAUUGCCUUCCCUUAUUUGUGCCAUAAUGUUUCUGUUUUUAUGAAUCAAUUCACAAUUGUAUUUUGUGGAGGUGGUGGUACUCAACAGGAAAGCUACUUAACUGGAAGUGAAGAAGGAAGUUAGUCAUAUUAGUGAAGACCAGAAGACAAAAGUGUUUAUGUAUCAUUGUGUAUUUUGGGGAGGAGAAGACUGGGGAAAGGCAAGUUUGUUUCCAUUCCUGCUCUUUGUAUUAAAAUGAACAAAUUGCUCUCAGCAA
Pipra filicauda (Wire-tailed manakin) is the source of this 3305-nucleotide messenger RNA. RefSeq names its product mitochondrial ribosomal protein L15 (gene MRPL15). The transcript is spliced from 5 exons. Gene Ontology annotation, biological process: translation. Gene Ontology annotation, cellular component: mitochondrial large ribosomal subunit. The record is from RefSeq and is a predicted model, not a curated record. NCBI's taxonomy places the organism in Eukaryota, Metazoa, Chordata, Aves, Passeriformes, Pipridae. Bases 37 to 921 code for a protein of 294 amino acids. Gene Ontology annotation, molecular function: structural constituent of ribosome.